Messenger RNA from Seminavis robusta, 1761 nucleotides. NCBI's taxonomy places the organism in Eukaryota, Bacillariophyta, Bacillariophyceae, Naviculales, Naviculaceae. The record is from the annotation of a GenBank genome assembly.
UGCCAAAGGCGCAUCCACCCGGCAGCUCGGCACAUGCACUGCUCGUCAUGAACUAGCUAGAUCCAGGCAAGGCAAGACAAGGCAAGACAAGGCAAUGAUCAGCAGCAGCCGUCGUGAUGAGAUCGCAUUCUCCUCCCAGGACUAUAACAACCACUAUCAGCCCCAACUUUUAUCUGCGCGACAACAAUGACGACGACCAACAAUACACCCUCGACACUGCGAACGACGCCGCAGCUCCCAGCCAGCAAGGAUUGCUCUUUUUCAAGACACUCUACUUUUUGGAAGGCUUUAGUGCCACCAAUUUUGGUCGAUUCGCCGUGCUGUACUUUUCCAAAGAAAAGAAUUUAUCAUUAACGGAGAUUGGUACCAUUCAAGGCGUGACGCCGUUUGCCGCGUUGGGCGCACAAGUCUUUUGGGGAUGGCUCGCCGACGAAAUUCAAAGUCGCAAGACCGUCAUGGUGAUUUGCAAGUUCUUUAGUACCGUCUUGCUCAUGUCGCUGGCGUUUCCGUUUGUGGAGAGUUUUACGACGAUUUUCAUUCUUUCCGCGGCCAUUUCGGCCUUUCGAUCGACGCCCGUGUUGGAUGCGCACACCAUGGACUUGUUGGGACCUCCACAUGCCACCAUGUACGGGACCAUUCGCAUGUGGUCGGCCAUUAGUAUGGCAUUGGGGGCCGUGGCGGUGGGACAAAUGACAGACUUUUACGGAUUCGCCAUGGACUUUUUCCUCUACGGAUCCAUGAUGACACUCCAACUCGUCGCAUUGCUCGCGGGAUUGCCCAAACGCACCGAUUCGGAGCACGAAAUCUACCAGCAAUUACUCCAUCAACACAAAGAACACGAUGCCAAAGAGAUUGAACCAGAUGACAAUGAUGACACUGUCGUAGAAGCAUCGGUGGAACCACAUCAGUAUAAUGCACUCGGUGAUACCCUGAUGCGAGCAUCGGUCAUUUACUGGCUCUCGGAAGUUUCCAUCUUGUGGGCGGGAAUGUCCAUUGUCGAUAGCUUUCUAUUCGUCUACAUGCAACAAGACUUGCAAGCAUCCACGUUGCUCUGUGGAUACACAGUAGGCGUCACAGUCCUUUGCGCUUUGCCCAUUUUCCACUACUCCAAAGAAUUGUUGGAAUGGCUCGGACACGACAUGAUCCUAAUGCUUUCUAUGGCAUCCUUCUCCACACGUGUGGUGGGAUACUCCUACUUGACACCCGACACGGUGCAAUGGAUCUUGUUGCUGGAGAUACUGGAAGGCGUCACGGCUUCUUGCGUCCCCAUCAUCAUGGUCGAUUAUGCCGAUUGUAUUGCUCCCAAGGGAUGGUCGACCACGAUUCAAUCCACGGUCAAUGCCGUCAUUGUUCGGAUUGGAGGAGGAGUGGGACCUCUCAUUGCCGGGGCUGUCAUGGACGCCUACGGCGGACGAGCCAUGUUUCAAGGACUGGGCAUUCUGGCCGGAUUGCUGCUUUACCUGCACUUGACUGUCAUGGCGAUUGGUGGAGUGGCACAUGACAAGUUCCUAUACAAUCUGCAAGAAGAACGGAUGGAAAAAGCUCGUGGAGGCGGAAGGAAACUGCUAACUACAGUCUAACGAGGCGGUAGAGGCCUGAGCGAGGAGAAGGGACGAUAGGUAUCAUUGACAAACGGGCUCUUUUAUGGCCAAGUAAUCUUGGCGUGGAAGCGUGUCUUGACGGCAAGAAGGCAGUGGGUGCGAUCGAGUUGCCUCGUCAAUCUAUAGAUACGGGCUUGGAACAUGGCAUGGAUCAGUUGCA